This is a messenger RNA of Diceros bicornis minor, 3407 nucleotides long. It is a transcript of the gene TMEM123, whose product is annotated as transmembrane protein 123. NCBI's taxonomy places the organism in Eukaryota, Metazoa, Chordata, Mammalia, Perissodactyla, Rhinocerotidae. The record is from RefSeq and is a predicted model, not a curated record. The coding region runs from base 183 to 842 and encodes 219 amino acids. Gene Ontology annotation, cellular component: cytoplasmic vesicle. The transcript has 5 exons.
CGGGCUCGGCUCCCGCGCCGUAUUUGGUCUUCGGGGGGCAGGCGGCGGGAGGGGAGGCGUGCACGGCGGAAGGGGACGCGGGGCGGGCGGGCGCCGGUGCGCAGAGGGGCCGCUCUUGCUAGCGCCGCCGCCGCCACCUUGGUUGGGGACCCACGAGGCCGCCGCGUCCUGCCCUCAGAACAAUGGGACUCGGCACGCGAGGUGGCUGGGCCGUGCUGAUGCUGGGGGCGCUGCUGCUGCUAGCCCUGCUGAAGGUCGCCGUGGACAGCUCAGACUCGGGGGGAUCUCCAAACAGCACAGUGAAGUCUGUGCUUCUACAGAACUCCAGUGCUACGCCACCAGGGGAUCCCCAACGUGUGUCUGUCAGCCGUAUAAAUGAAUCUUCCAGCAGCACUAUGAAACCAUCAACAACUCCAUUUUCUUCAGUCUCAAAGAAUGUGACAAACACCACCUUGAAACCCAUAGCAACAUCUAAAAUGACAACACCAGGGGUCUCAACAAAAAUGACUUCCACCACCUUAAAGUCUACACCCAAAAUAACAAGUGUUUCACAAAGCACAUCCCGGAUGUCAACAUCCACGAUGACCACAACCCACAAUAGUUCCACCGUGACUACAACCUACAAUAAUAGUUCAGUGACAUCUGUUUCUUCAUCAGUAACAGUCACAGCCGCUAUUAAUUCUAAAGAAAAUAAAGGAUCAAAAUUUGAUACUGGAAGCUUUGUUGGUGGUAUUGUAUUAACACUGGGACUUUUAUCUAUUCUUUACAUUGGAGGCAAAAUAUAUUAUUCAAGAAGAGGCAUUCGGUAUACAACCAUUGAUGAACAUGAUGCCAUCAUUUAAAGAAAUCCCAGGACCAAUGGAAAGAAGAAAGAUUGAUGCAGCCCUAUCAAUUAAUUUUGGUUUAUUAUUAGUUAAAACAAUAUUCUCUUCUUGAAAAUAGAAUAAAGAGGCUAUGCAUAUAAUUUACAAUGUAUUAUAUAAAUAUGUAAAGAUUCCUCUUUGAUCACUAAAGGUAAAAGGGUUUGGUUUGGGUUUUUUGAUGAACACUUAGAGCAUACAGUUAGUGCAAUGGUUAAAUUCAAUUUUCAAAAAUACAUAGUAAGACAAACAAGUCCUGUCCCAUUUUUUUUGUGGCAUUGGUCACAUGGGGCCAGUAAUUGGAAGACAUCAUCACUGAAGGGCACGAUGCCAUCUGGGCAUACAAAUAAGGAGCUUGUCACACACUUAGGAUUUUGACUGUCUUUUUGCUCACACAAAGAACUUCAGUGCUAUUCAGAGCUGGAUAUAUCCUAAUUACUAAUGCCACACAGCAGAAAUUAUACAAGUAAACCAGGUUUUCAGCAUAAUUUUAGUUUGUGUCUCUUCAGAAAUCAUCAAUAAUUUAUACGUUUUAAAACUUAGUACUUGGUUUAAAAACAAAAUGCAUGCCCCCCCCACCACCACCAAAAAAUCAAAUAAAACCAGAAACAAUACCUGGACUUAGCUCUGUUAGAGCCAUUAGAGAGCCUGUAUUUUUAUUAAUAACUUCUUUUGAGCUUUCAGUGGCAGUUGAUAUAAUUAUCUUUUUUUCACUGUGUAAUUUCAAGUAAUUGCAAUGUUUAACAUGAUACCAUAUUUUAAAGACUUAGUUGUUAGUAUUAAAUAAGAAGUUAGAAUAUUUGCUACUGUGAGAAUAUUGUCACCACUGGAAAUUAUUUCAUAUUCAGCUGUUAAUUUUAUAUUUAGUGAAUAUUUUUAAGAGAUGUAGAGCUGCUUUCAAUAUCUAGAAGUGUUUAGUGUAAACACACCUAACUUUUUUUUAAAAAGCCCCUUAUAUGAGUUCUAAAACAACAUUUAGAACUCUAUAUACAGGACUGUAGAUUAAUGCUGUCUUUAUCAAGCCAGGGACUGUGGGGCUCCUCUCAGGCUACUAAACCUACAGCAUGGAAAAAUUUCAUGCACCAUUGAUUUUACUCAAAGAUCUGGGGAAAUAGCAUUUUUAUACUAAAACACCAAUGCAUUUUGGAAGAUUCCUAUGAAGUUUUAAAACACGAAUUUUUAAGAAUUUUUAACUUCUUCUUCUUUGGAUAUUUUUCAGACCACUCCUCUUCCUCCCUUGCUGAAGAGGAGGCGCUUUCGUAUGUAUUAUGUUAAUGGAGAGAAAAAGCACAGUAUUGUAGGGACACCAGUAUUAGCCAAGGUAUUUUGGAGUGUUUUCAGUUUUAGUUUAUAUUCCAACACUCAAAACUCAGGGUUAAGUUUUGACAAAAGAGGUAUUUAGUCUAUACUAAAUACUAAGAGAGUAUUUCUUAGAUGGUCAAAGUAAAUCACACCAAUUUCUGAUAGUCCAAAAAUGAGCUAAGAAGUCCUAAUGAACAUGUACCUACAUUUAAUAGGAAUUAAAUUUAAUAGGAAUUAAAUGUAACUUUGUGAUCAGCUUUUGGUUUGCAGAGGAUGCCAUGUCAAGAACUUUGAUAUAAAAGGAUCAUUUACUCACUGUGCAUUAUGCCCAAUUGAUGUGAUGAAUAUGGAUGAUAAAAAUCCAAAAUAUGGAUAUGAUAGGAUGUAUGUGACACAUGCAGUAUGGAGGAAAUAUUAUGAAACAUGUGUUUACAGUAGUUUGAAAAAGAGCCGUGGGCUGAUAGGUAAGUUGUGUGUUUCUAACUUAGCCCUAACUGGUCUUUCAACCACUGCUUUCAUUUUUUUGCAAAACAUAGUAAGAUAUAUUUUAUAGUAAUGGGGGCCUUUUAAAUUUAAUUUGUUUUGUCUCCUGCAUUCUUUAUAUUUCAGUACUUCAAGUCAGUCAGAACUGUGUAGACAAGCCUGAAAUUUUCUUGAAUACUUGUUUCUUUAGCACUUUGAAGAUCUAAAACCACUUUUAAAGUACUAAAUGUCAUCAUUUGCCUUUCAAGUUUCCUGUGCUUUGGGUUUGAAGUAAUCGUCUUUUCUGUAUGUGUAAGUUGUAUAAUUUUUUUCAAAUACCAGUACUUCAAUGCAGUCAGUUUUUUUGGUUAUCUGCAAAAAUUGAGGGAAACAGUGAUGCAAACCAAUAUUCUGCUUUGGAGCACGUUUCCUAAGCAUAAAUGUAUCUUCCUGAUUGUUUACUUAAGCAAAUGUUCAAUUUUGUUUGCAUUCCUUCAGAAUGUAUUUACUUGAAGAUAAAAGCAAUCCAGAUGUAUGUCUAAAUAUUAGGCAGAAUCCAAUCUAUGAUUUUAAAAUUUCCUUGGAUAAUCCGUAAAAUGAAUAAUUUAAAUACAGAUAAAUGAGAGUGGUAGUAUAUUACACUGAUAAUUUUGUAUUUUUCAGAAAAAACAUGUAAAGCAAAUUCCUGAUACCUUUUUUUUUCUUUUUAUUAUAAUGACCAGCUUUUGGUAUUUCAUUGUUACUGAGAUCUAUUUUUAGAAUAAAAUUUUGUUUUCCACCUAA